UCUCCUCUUCUUUUUGUUCUUUCGAAUGCUCCUUUGAAACGUGGCGUUGCUUCGAUUUAUGGGUUUAUUUCCGAUUCGUUCAACUUGUUUUUAGUUGAACCAGUAUUGGAUGAUGGCGUAUUAUUAUUCCAAGCUUUUUUACUCGUUCCUAGCUUCAGCUCUGAUCAUAUUUUCUCUUCAAAUUUAUGGGUGUUUUUUUUAAUGGUUGGUGGAUCAAGAUCCGGUUUUGAGGGUAAUAUAAUAAAGCUUUGAUUGUCUAUGAAGACAUUUCAAUCAUGGAAUGCACUGGUCAAGAAAAGAAAUGCUUUAGCUGAAGGGGGAAAUUGUGGAUUUAAAAUGAGGCAGCUUCCAUUUAUGGGAGUUAUUUGUACAGUUAUGUUGUUCAUUGUGUAUAGAACUACGGAUUAUCAAUACCACAAGACAGAGAUGGAAACAAGAUUUCACCCUUUUGCAACAGUUAAGGAUUAUCAUUUGCAUCUUGGGAAAUUAAGAGGUUUGCCUCGUGGCAUUAUGCAAGCUCGUUCGGAUUUGGAACUAAGGCCUCUAUGGUCAAGCAAUUCACAGUCAAAAGCUAGUGCUACGACAAAUAAGAACUUGCUGGCAAUGCCGGUUGGUAUCAAGCAAAAGGAUUAUGUUGACGAUGUUGUGAAAAAGUUUCUUGCAGCGAAUUUUACCAUUAUUUUGUUUCAUUAUGAUGGUAAUGUUGAUGGAUGGUGGGAUCUUGGUUGGGGCGAGAAAGCCAUUCACAUAGUAGCUCAUAACCAAACAAAAUGGUGGUUUGCAAAGCGCUUUCUGCAUCCCGAUAUUGUGUCUGUUUACGACUACAUAUUUCUCUGGGAUGAAGAUUUGGGGGUGGAGCAUUUUGACCCGACAAGGUACCUAGAAAUUGUGAAGUCGGAAGGUUUAGAGAUUUCUCAGCCAGCUUUAGACCCGAAUUCAACAGAAAUACACCACAGGAUCACUAUACGUGCCAGAACGAAAAAGUUUCAUCGGAGAGUUUAUGACCUCAGAGGUAAAACGAAGUGUUCAAAUUCGAGUGAGGGGCCACCAUGCACUGGAUUUGUGGAGGGAAUGGCCCCUGUUUUUUCUAGGUCUGCCUGGUAUUGUGCAUGGCAUCUCAUACAGAAUGAUCUUGUACACGGAUGGGGAGUAGAUAUGAAACUCGGGUAUUGCGCGCAGGGUGACCGCUCGAAGAAGGUUGGCGUGGUUGAUAGCGAGUACAUUGUUCAUAAGGGUAUACAGAGUUUAGGGGGCAGCGGCCAUCCCACAAUGAGGACAACCAUGAAGAGACACGGUGCUUCAAGCUUUGAUCUAAGAACCGAGAUUCGGAGGCAAUCCACUUGGGAACUAAAAGUGUUUAAAGAGCGAUGGAAUCAAUCUGUGGAAGAAGACAAGAACUGGGUGGAUCCAUUUUUAAGGUAUCAAAGGCGCAGCAAAAAACAUAAGCGACAAGACAACUGAGUUUGUCAGCUCAUGGUGGGAUCAUGGACAAUGAAUAUAUGUUAGUUUAUUUUUUGGGGCUGGGGGCUUACUGGAUACACAUACAGUUGUAGUUUCAUACAUUACACCGAAAUUUUUUUUAUUACAGUUCAUAUAGCAUUUGCUGGAUGGGUCUUAAUUAUUUCAUUAUUUGAAUAAUUUUUUUCUCA
Molecule: messenger RNA, 1649 nt
Organism: Gossypium raimondii (Peruvian cotton)
Lineage: Eukaryota; Viridiplantae; Streptophyta; Magnoliopsida; Malvales; Malvaceae
Exons: 15
Coding region: 259-1461 (400 amino acids)
Source: RefSeq, a predicted model, not a curated record